Messenger RNA from Auanema sp. JU1783, 2196 nucleotides. The record is from the annotation of a GenBank genome assembly. Lineage: Eukaryota; Metazoa; Nematoda; Chromadorea; Rhabditida; Rhabditidae.
AUGGUGGCUUCAAAACAGGAUAAAACGGAGAGCAGAAUGCUUCAGCUUAACGCAAUGAACCAUUCUCGUGCUGCAGAAAGAUAUCGAACGAGGUCCUUGAGUAGUUUCUACACUCCUGACGAAAAUGACACACAGGAUAGUAUAUCAUUACAAAUUAGUCGAGCCAAUUCCGUGGCUGAUUUCCCUUUAGAUAAUAGGGGAAUGCCUAUAGUUUCGAAAAAUUUCUUAGCUGGUGAUGGUGAUUUCAGAAAAAGUUUCAAGAAAAAAAUAAAGAAGUUGGCUGAACGUGAAAGAAGAGAAACAUCUAUUAAUGACAUUUCUGAUGAUGCCAUCGAGGAACCUAGAGGAGAUCCUACCAGAACCAUGGCUCGGAAGAAAGUUGGAAACCUCUCUCGUCUCAUUGAAGCCACUAUGGAAGAUAAUAAAAAUGAUUCUACCGCCAGGGCAGUGACUCUCGAUUCUCAAAAACAGCAUCUCAAGGCUGCUCGUAUGAAAUUGUUGGUCACCAGAGCCGCAAUUGAUUUACAACCCAAAUUGGUGGAGAAAACGAUUGAGCGUAUUAUCAGCCAGUCUCAGAAGAAAGAUGGAGAUUCACCUGGCGCUUUCUCUCUCCAUGCUUCGACUCUCCUUGAGCGUGAUGAAGAUUUUAAUGAUGUGAAGCAUGCCCUUAGUCCACUUACAGAUGAGAAAAUGAAACGACUAGUUAUCCAGUGUCGAAAUGAUUUACCCUUAACACAGCAGUUGCUUUACUCGAAAAAAUAUGAUAUGAAGUGGAAGAACCGUUACACUGAUAUUUUCCAACAGACCGUAAAUGGUAAGAAAGAAAAGAAGCCUGACAACAAGCAAGGAUGGGUUCUCCCUCUGAAGAGAGUAUGUGAGAAGGCUGGAGUCUCUUCACGGUUUUUCACUGAGAACGCUGCUCUGGGCAUUUGCGAAGCUCGAGCCCAGGUUCUCCUAAACCGAUUAUGCGGUCCUGAGCAACCAAGUCGAUGGCUGUCAACAACGGAUUAUCAUGCAAUUAAUAACCCUCUGUUAGCUUCCUACAUGCGAACUAAGUUUGAUCCUCGUGGAAUGAAAACUCGGAUUUCAACUUAUGUUAACACCGUGAUCAGUGAUAAGGAUCAUAUCAAAAUUACAAUAACAUCCAACUUGACACUUGACAACGUUUAUAAUCAUUUUGUUUUCCGAUUCGAAAUAUUGGAUAAUCAAGUCAAUCAUAUACCUGGUGAUCAUCUGGCUUCGGAUUCCAAUACAUCUUGCUGUAGAAAUAAGAAUAUUCAUUGCCGAGAUGCAACAAGAGUGGUUCUAAGUUAUAAAACUAAUGAGGACCAAUCUGAUUUUAUUCACGCUAAUUGGGUGCAAGGGGGUCCCUUGUUCAACAAGUUCAUUAUCACUCAAGCACCUAUGUGCAAUACUGUUGGAGAUUUCUGGAGAAUGAUUUGGCAAGAAAAAGUACCUUAUAUUUUCAUGCUUACCAGUAGAAAAGAACCGGAGAGAUGCGCUAUAUAUUGGCCAAGACGUGAAAACUCGAUGCCUCUCUAUGCACAUGGACUGAAAAUUGAGAAUGUUGGAAUUAACACAAAUUGCGACCCACUGUUCACUGUCACUUCCUUGAGAGUUACUGCUCCAUCUGGAGAACAGUUCAACGUAGAACAUUGGCAAGGAAACAUGAACAACUCGAGUAAUAUAUUGUCCCCUUUGAACUUGUUGAAGAUAGCAAGAAACUGUGAGCGACCAGUUGUAGUGCACGACUGUUUGGGUGUGUCCAGAGCCGCGAGUCUUGUUGCAACUGAAGUAGCAAUAUGCAGCAUAAUUAAAGGACCUUCUUACGCUCAUUUGGUGCAGAAGGCAGUGCAGUUUGUUCGAUCUAGGAGAUCAUUUGCUGUGGAAACUCCUAUGCAAUAUAUAUUUAUUCAUAGAUGUUUACAUGCUUUCUUCACCGAAAUGAAAACAGAUAAGAUAGAGCAUGAUUAUGAGAGAUGGUUGGAAGAGAGGGCAAAACGAAUGUUCCUAGAAGACAUUGAUGCUCCAGUGCCUGGUUACCGCAUGCUUUCACCAAAAGUCGACCCAGAUCUUCUUCGUCAAGUUCGUCGUCCAAGAAGACCAAACUAUAGAAGAGAAGCUCCUGAUUGCGUUGGGGAGUGGCCCUUACCAUUGGAUUCUAAAGCUAGUCGCAGGCUUCACCUGCUGGAUUGA